Messenger RNA from Cinara cedri, 30936 nucleotides. Lineage: Eukaryota; Metazoa; Arthropoda; Insecta; Hemiptera; Aphididae. The record is from the annotation of a GenBank genome assembly.
AUGACGGCACGCAGAAACGUGCGCGCCGCGGUCGCCCUGACGGCGGCCGUCGCGCUGUAUUGCGCCGCGGCAGCGGCCGGAGCCGGAGCGGCCGUCCCGCAGACGGAAUUUUCGGAUACGCGCGCGCUGAUGGACACGGUGGACGGGCUGCUGGACGCGGCCGACUCGUACCAGCUGGCGCCCGGCGUCCGCGUCAAGAGGUCCGUCGACGCGCGGACAGCGCGGUCCGACGAGGACAUGGAGGCGGCGGCCCGGCCCUACCGCGAUGACGAUCCCGAGAAGUAUUUGAUCUACAGGGUGGCCCGGUACGCCGGCACUCACGUUUUGGACGUCGACUUUUCCGAGAUGUUCCGAUCGGCCGGCAGGUCUUUCGUCAAACUCGGAUUGCGUGAGUAAAUCGUAAACGUUUAAUGGGAUCACACGACACGCGUGUCGCGGGCAAACGUAAUAAUAGCGUUAUUGUUUUUGACAAAGGAAAUUCAUUUUUCGAUUAUCGUUUUUCAAUACUUUUAAUCCGAGACAGCGCUAUUGUUUCGUUGAAACGGAUUACUUUCAAAUCGUACAACGCCGCCUCUGCCGAGAACUCGAAUGUUCUGCGAAAACCGAUUUGUUAUUACCGUAACGGUAAUCCGCGUGUACGGAUCAUCCAGCAAUGCAUAUUCUCGCGUUGCAAUUUAUUAUCGACCAGUACCGCGGUUUUAACCGUGUGUUUAUCUACAUACGUACGGCGUGACCGCACGGUUUAAGAAGCCUAAUGAAAAUAAUAACAUUUCGCGGUUGCGCGAUACGUGCAUGCGGCGUACGUACGAACUAAUACAUGAUGAAAGUCGGCAAGCGCAGCGUAGCGUUCCCACCAAAAUCGAAAUAGAUAUUUUGUUCCGCUCGUUUCACCCGGGAAAUAUUAAUGGGUCGCGUUAUAAUAGCAAACGGAUUAAUACGGCUUUGAAAACAAUAAAAAAAAACUCGUGGCAUCUAUGUGUACAAAUGUAUGUACAAAAAUCGCGCGUACGAGUUCACGUGCGACGGACUCUGAAACUACUCGACCGAUUUUGAUAGGAUACGUGCGGUACGGUCCGACUUAAAAGACAGGACAGUGUUCGUCUCGGUCCAUCACCUAGACGCGGGUAAAACGAGGCGUGGAAAUUAAAUUGUUUUUCGUCGGAUCGCGGGUCGCUUUAGCUACGCGGAUGGAAUGGAAAACAAUUUAGGACCAAAAUAAACAAUAAACGGGAAUACAAAUGCCGUAACGGCAAUAACGACUUGAAAUGUUACGAUAAGAGUCCGUCCGACCGACCGCGUGCGCCGAUCAAUUAUGCCGGCCUGAAACAACUCGAUAGCGCGGACGAAAGAGAAAACAAAAAAACCUGCGCGCCGCGCUCGACGGGUGUGGUGACACGCGGAAACCCACGUAAAACGUCGUCUUCGAAUUUUCGUAAUUUUUCGGUACGGCGCAAUUGUGUCCUCCCCUCGCAGUCGUAGCGCUGUUACAGCGGACAGCGCGCCGUCCAAUCGCUGCGCCGUGCGCGUACCCGCGCGGCAACGCGGUCGAAAACUCAUUGGUUUGCCGCCGGCCCGCUUUCGGUCCUCACUGUUGUCGUUCGGCACACUGACGCGGGCGGAGCGAAACGGGAACCGGGGUGAAAAAUAACGGAAAACCGACGCGGGCCGGCCGGUAUCGCUGCACUGCACGAUACAAUAACGACGUUAUUGAAUUCGAUUGUCGCCGGGACCGACGGGCCGAGUCGCGACCGGACGGCGGAUAACGCGUGCCGGGGCCGGCAUACGAAUCGGGAAACAACAGAACGCUACGGUACCCCGAAGAAAAACCGUUGGGGGUUUCCGCCAAAACUUUUAAAACGAAAAUGCACGGGUAUAAAAUACGAUAUUGGAAAAAAAAAAAAAAAUCAAACUAAUAAGUCUCUAUGUUUGAACCGUGUUUCCGCUGAUUCGUCCGUCGACCAGCAGAUACGCAUAAACGUUUCGCGCGUUCGACUAUUUACGGUCCCGUAAUAAUGAAUCAGUCCCGGACGGUACAUUACGUUAAUCCGGUUCUGACGCACGAACACCCUAUAAUACAUAAUACAUAAUACAUAAUGCAUAUAUACGAGGGCUAAUCAAAAAGUAUCGAGACCGAUAAUGUUACUCGGAAACCGAGCGUUCUAUGGCUUAUACUGAGCACAUCUAUUCGUAUAAAAUCUCUAUAAACUUCUUCGUUUUGAUUUGACGACAUUUUUCUAAAAUUUGUUUUUCACGUUUGGCGAUUUCGUAAUGAAUCCAAAAGAAGCGAAACUCGCUGCCACUCGAGGGCACAUUUUCAGUUUUUCAAUUGAUAUUUAAUGGCAAAAACCAUGAAAUGUUGCAUCCCUCUGAAACUGGAAAAAAAUGCGGACAAAUUUUCCUAAAUCUCCAAAUCCGUCAAGUUACUCUUCUUUUGGGUUUAUUACAAAACCGCCAAACUCGAAAAAUAUAUUUUACAAAAAUAUCAGUGAAAUCAAACCGAAGAAUUUUAUAGAGAAGCGAUAAAACCAAAUGUACUCAGAAAAAGUCAUAGAAGCAAGUGAUACCAAUCCUACUGCUCUUCGACGCUCCUUUUCCGAAUAAUACUAACAGUCUUGAUACUUUUUGAUUAGCCCUCGUAUAUAUAUUUGUUUUAAACCGGUAACAGGUCGGUUCACGGCGUUCGACUACGUCCUCCAUUAUUCACGGUCUUCAGCGAGCCUUUUUUUAAUCCGGCGCACGUAUUAAUUCUUGUGUCUUUUUUUUUUUCAACUGAGAUACGCACGAGUUUCUUGGUCUUCCCGGCGGUUUCCGCCCUUACUUUGCGCCUUCUAUUACAGCGUGGUGCACCAUGUCCCAUCGGCGCCGCUUUGUUGUGUUCAAUAUAGAACUCGUUUCUCCUACUCGGGUCAGCACAUCCUCGUUCGUUACACUUUCUGCCCCAAUUAAUUUUUCCCAUUUGUCUCCAACGCCGCACACCGAAAGCUUCAACGGAUAUUUUUUCCGCUACAUUCAUAAACCCGUGUCUCGCAGCCGUAAAAGUCGACACCGCAUAAUACAUAACACCUGAUAUUUAAGAAUGUCGGCGAAAAGUCCGCAAUCCGUGUUUGAAAAACGACCCGAAAUUCGCAUUUUUUCCGGUCUCAGUAAAAAUAUUGUUUCGCGAAAAAAAUGUUGAACGGCCAAUCUGCAUUUGAUUCUAUACCGACGGAUAUUCAAACUAUUUAUUUUUGUCUACAGCUAGAUUCAACUUUGGGAAGAAUUCGUUUUUGACCGGUUUCGGUUUGGGCUUCUUGGCGUUCGGAUUAAAGAAACUACUGCUUCCGAUCAUUAUCGGCGCGCAGAUCAUCAAAUCCAUCGCAAUCGCCGCGUUAUUGCCAACGAUUCUGAGUGGCGCCGGCAAAAUAGUCUCUAAAGGUAUGUAUACAUUAUGUUCCGUCUAUAUAUUUAUAUAUAGGUGCCUAUAAUGCAGUUAUAUUAUUUGUAUGACAUUAUAGUCGCGGUAGGAUCGUGAUCGGACAUAACGUUUUCAAUCUGUACAACUUUUUACGACAGUAAUAAAUCGAGCUGCCCUAUUUCAACGAAUGCGUGUUUGUUAUGUUUUCGAUACAUUAUAUAGCUAGUGGUGCCGAACACGUAUUUCAAGUAAUUUAACUGAACCGCACUGUAGAAUUGGCGGACUGGUACAACAAGCAGACUUAACUUCAAUGCAUAUAUAUAUAUAUAUAUCUGCGCGCAACAAAAUUUUAAAAAAAUAUGUUAAAAUAUAUCUGUUUAUAAUUUGAAUAGUGGUAAUAUUAUAGCGAAUAGGUACUAUAAAACAAAAUUCAUUAUGGCAAUCAACAAAACUGAUAAAUUAUUUUACAUAUUUUAUUGGUUUUACAUUAACUUAUUUUCUUAUCAAUUUGUGUUGCAUUUAAAAUGCGGUUUAGGUGUGUUAUAAAACGGAAUAGGGGGGUUAUUAAAUGGGAAAGGACGGAAAUUUCCACGCUACAUAAUAUCUCUAAUAACUACUUCAGAAGGAAGGUCAAUUGUCGGAAGGGUGUGUAAUGUUUAAAUUAUUUGAACUGACAAUUUCAAUUUCAUUUGGCGCCACCGUAAAUGUAUAGGCAAUCAUUGAACAGCGUUUGACUACAGUAAAUUUUAAUAGACUUUAACGGCAUGACCUCAAAUCAGCCGAAUUUCGUAGUUUUAAACUAUUUGUGUAAUAAAUCGAGUUUUCUUAUUCUUCGAAUUUCCCAUACCUAUAGCUCUAAGUGAAAUCUAGAAAAUAUGACUUAACAUUUAAAUAUGAAGUUUCGUUUUCACUCUGAAAAUCGUUUUUAUUAAGAGUUUACGUGUUAAAACGUAUACUCGAUUAAAAUCGCGUUAAAAUUUCAAACGAUUAUACCGCGCCGAAAUAAUGACUCAUCCGAAAUCGCGGUGACCUACACCCAGUGGCAUCGUAAUCGUAUUUCAAACCCUAUAAACAAAAUAUUAAAAAAACCACCUCCCCGCUUUCCCACCCAUUCCUCGUUCACAAUUUUGUUGGGUUCACAACACCAAUGCCUAUACUUAAAGAUAACCAAAGUAGAUCCGCGACUAUUUUUUUUUUGUUUUGCUAAUUUAGGAUACUUACUUAUUGUGUAUACGGUGGUUGUAAUAAAAUACAUGUAUUUUGUAGUUAUUUUAUCGAGCAUACGUUAUUUUUCAUUAAUUCUAAUAUUGUUAUAGCACUUUUAGCACAGCUGUUAUUAAGACCGUAUAAGCUCGUGUAAUAAAAAUGGGUUUGUUUUUUAUUAUUUUUUAAUCCCACGGCAUACGAGUUUAUGGUUUGUGUUCAGUAUUUUCUUUUUAAUAUAAUAUAAUAUAUUAAAUAUACUUCUUACUUUCGUAUAUAAUACGAAACGUUCGUUAGUUACUUCGGAUGACCGCUUUAAGCGCAUCUUCUCGGUUCAGACGACUCUCCGUUUUAAGAUAACCGCAGCAAACUGUUUAUAGAGAAAUUUAUGUCAUUUAGCGCAUUAUAUAGUUUUCUAAGUUUAAACGAUUCAUAUUUAAUUGUGUGUCAUGUCGAGUCAUUAUGUUAAACCUAAUCAUAAUUCAUAAAUUGUUUACAGUAUUUUUUCAAACACAAUUCAUGUACACCUACAUAUUCUUCUUUCGUUUUUUUUUUUUUCUUUUUAAAUGUUUUUAUUUAUAAAUUUGUAGAGAUAUUUUUUAAAAUACAUUCUUUGUAUAUUAUAGCGAUUCUUCAAAAUCGUAUAUUUGCAGCUCCAAUAAUUGCGUUUCAAUUUAAAAAUAUUAUUAAUGUUUUUUUUUUCUUUUUUUUUUGAAAGGAAAACUAAAAAUUCUUAUUUUUUUAACGCGAAAGUCCGUGUGUACAUGUGCAAUUAUUUACUAUAGUAGAAUAAAGAAAAUAAAAACUGGAAACAAAAAUUGUACAAUGACACGCAAUCGGUACAUUUUAUUCGAAAAAAUGUCUCUGGCAAUAUUAUAAUGGCCUAGACUGCGAACUUAAAAAAAAAAAAAAACAUCACUGAGUUGUUGUAAUAUACAUUCAAAUGAAACUGUUCUUUUUUCUUUUUUCUUUUUUUGUAAUACCUAAUUUAAUAAUAUAAAAGCAAGAUCACUUUAGACAUUUUUGUGAUGUAAUUAUUGUGAUAUAGGUAAUUAUGUGUUAAAACAGUUAAAAAUAUAACAAACAGAAGGAAAAAAAUCAAACGUUUCAAAACCGAGUGCAUUUGUUACACAAUCGCUUAUACUCGUACGAUUUACGAACUUUAUACUCGCUUUUGAUUUUAUGACUUUAACAUAAUACCUAUCAUUACAGGAGUAUCGAACUUUGCAUCAAGUUCAUCGCACUUCGGUCCUAGCGCCGGUGCGGACGGUCUGAGUGACUUCGAAUUCAAAGACCCUGUACAACAGCAAAACAUCGGCCUCGGUUAUGAUACCGCCGGUGCAGCAGACACUUCUGGUUCGGAAACGGGUUACCAGAGCAUUUGGUCAUAUCCACCAGACAACGGCGCCAACGUCAUCACCUCGAGCUAUAACAGUAACAGCAAGUAGGUACCAAUUAAAAAAUAAAUUGAUUCCUCUGUUAUACUUUUUCACUAGAACGAAAAUCCGGAAAGGUACGAUCGAAAAGUGUCUGUAUUAUUGAGUCAAGUAAUUUGAAAAAGUAAUUAACUUGCUAACUUAUGUUAGCAAGUUAAAGUUAGUUUUUGUGAUCAAUUUUACUGUCACAGUAAAAAUUAUUGAAUCUGGAAAUUGUUAUUAUUAUUUUUUUUUUUGAAAAUACGAAUGAUCAAUGUUAAACAUUGAGAGAUUAUUUCGGAAAUUUCAAAUAACUUAUGUACCUAUAGGUACGUAUUUUAAACUCUAAACUACGCAUAAUUAACUUAAUGCGAAAAAAUCAAAGUUUAACUAAUUUUAUAUUAAAAUUAAUGUAAAAUCAAAGUCUAAAAGCUAAGUUACAUGUUAAAAUUAACUUAACUAUUCAUUUUUUAACUUAUUAAUACUCAGCUAUGUAUCAGAUAUUAAGGUUGGGCCAACUUUUUUUAAAAAUUAAACGUAGGUUGGUUUUAUUUCGUGCCAAAAUUUGGUUGCCUCCUUACAAAAUUAAAAACCAACGCUAACCAUAAUUCUAGACGUGAUAUGGGCUGUGUUUGAAAUGUAUUCCACCCGGUUACAUUUUUAGGACUUGGGUGCCACUGCACCGACUUCUGAAACAAUUUCGAAUACCUACGUACAAUUUUGGAAUAGAUGGAAAUAUAAUUGUUUUACAUUUAAAUUAGAAGUAUGUGUUCACGAUUGUUUUGGAUUUUGAACAUAAUAUUCUGUUAUAACUAUCUCGAUUCCAUGACGAUUGGCUGCAGUUACGUCCUAAACGUGUUCCAUUUUUGCGCGUUCCGUGACUAAAUAGUAUAGUUUUAUUUCUCAAUGGAGAAUAAGAAAAAGUCGAGUCAAUAAAAUUAUGCAUUAUUUUGGCGAAACAAAAAAAUAAAAAAAAGUCCAAAAUUAUCCAUUGAUUUAUUUCAGUAUUCGGUAUUAAUAUCACUUCUUACGAAUUGGUGAACAGCCACUUGCGACGCAUCGGCGGCUCACCGGAUGCGAGUAGUGCGACACUGCCUCAUCUAUGAUUUUCUCAUAAUAUACAAUAUGCAUAUUUUAUCGUACACAUUAUGCGGUAUUUUAAAAUCUCAAAAUCAAUAUUUCGUUCAACAUAUAUAGUACCGAUAGAUUUCAAAAAAAAAAAAAAAUAUUUACCUGUAUUAAAAAUAUUUUUAUUUUAAAUAAUUACCUACGGAUAACUGAAGCUUAAAAUUGACAAACAACAAUGAAGAUUCUGAAUAUUCAAGAUGUUUGCCUUGCCGCCGCUUUUAUAAAAAGACGACGAGUCAGUGAACCGCCGCUGCACUUAUCGCCAUAAUUUUCACAGGCGUUUUGAUGACUAGAAAUCUGUGAAAAACACAGACACGUCGUGCCGUAAUAGGUCCUCGUGAUUCCGGCGGCGUUUAUUAAUAGUGUUCGAAAUUCGAAUCUGUCGGUCGCGUUAGUUUUUCCUUUUUCUCUGACGGCGAAACGGCGGACAAUUGCGACUGCGAAUCCGGUUCACGCCCGUCUGCGUCGCGUUCGUCGGGCCGUUUUCGUCCGCGCGUGCUCGCUACCGCUAAUGACGGCCGGACAAUUUUACGAUUGCGCGUCCGCAGCGACGCGAUUUAUCGACGAAAACGGCCGGCGGGCGAGAAACACCGAAAAUCGGUCGUCAUCCUCGAUUAUUAUUAAUAAUAUAAUAAUCAACGCGCGUACGUGUCUGCCUACGCGUUUCGACACUGUCGGUCGACCCCGGGGGCAAAGGCCGAACAUUUACACCGUCGGUGCCCGUAGGCUACGCUACGCGUCGGAUUCGUCGUGUCUUUCGCGCGACGAGACCGGCGCUGUUUGUUACUGUGCCCGUGUAUUUUGUCGGCUGUCGCGCACUCGUGUACGACAGCCAGCCGGAGUAGUGAUAAGCAAUUUAAAAAGUGCAUUUAUUCUGUACAGUCUGUGCGCGACCGCGCGUUGUUUCGACACGCCCCGAAGCGGUAACAAAUGAAUGAUAUCGCAUUUAUAAUAGGUCCAAUAACACCGUAAUGCUUUUCGAACGCUGGCGGCAUUCCAAUAAUCGCCGCUCCUCCGGCGUCGCAAAAACAAAAACGGCGAAACGCGACUUGAAAAAAGAACUACGAUAGGCACCUGAAAUAUUAUAAUUAUACAUUAUUUUUUUAUUUUUUUUUUUUUCAUUAACCGCAUGUCCGCGUGUACCUAUGUUUACUGCAGCGGAUUUUCGGAUUAGAAAAAAAAAAAUAAUAAAAAAUAAAUUCAUUCUUUAAAUUUCUACGUGUGAAAAUAACAAUGCUGCGAUAUUCUGUUGCACGUCGAAAUCGUAUACGGUUGAAUUUUGACUUUUAUAUUCGAUACGCAUUAUAUAGAGAGAAAAUCAUGUGCACGGAGGAAGAAAAAUUUAUGAAUUUUACUAUUACAAUGUAUUAUAUUAUGUCGCGGAGAAGAUUUUCCGGCCCAGUGUCAGAUUAAAUGGCCAGAGUGAAAAUUUGAUCUCCUUAUUGUUACAUACAAUAUUAUUUUAAUUACAAUUAUUUAUGCAAAUGUGUUUUCAUAGUUUUCUUCAUGAAACCGUUUGUUUUAGAUUCUGAGCACAACGAGAAAUUUAUUUGUUAUACUGUGUGUUUUUUUUAUUCCGUUUUCAAACAAUUUUGUUUCAAGAAAACUUGCUCGGAUCAUCAACUGUUGCAUAUUUUCUAAAAUUACAUUUUGUCUAGUCAGUGCAUAAGCCGGUCAUUUUUCAAUUUCCCUUAGGGUUUUCUUGGUAAUUUUUAUUUUGCCCAGAAAAAAUGUUCGAAAAUUUAACACAAUUUAGUUAUUGCUGAUAUUUUCGAAUACCUAGAUUUUUCACAACAUUUAAGCAGUGAAUCCUGUGGUGAUUCAAAAUUUGGUUUUUCAAAUGAGAAUUAAUUUCGAAAAAUGCCAUAAAUAAAUGGAGUACCUAGGUGGUAAUAGAUUACUUUAAAUACAUUUUACAAUCAGAAAAAUCAGAAUUUGAACUUUGAAGAAUUUACCGAACUUUGCUCAGAAUCGUAUUUCGUUAGCAAUGAUUUAUUGUUGCGUGCAGACAUGAAUUAAAUUUAUCUAUAAUAUAUUUAUUCUCGAAUUUCUACCUACAGCAUUGGCACUCCCCCGUCUAUUUUUCGUCUUCGGCGCGUAAUUCGAUAAUUUUUCGAACUACGAUAAUUUGAAUUGUACGUGAUAUUUGUGUGCCUCUGAUAAGCAUAUAAAUAGGUAUUCGAUAUCCGAUAGUCCGAUCGGUCUGUUUUCUCGAUUGUGUAUGUUUCGUGACUACGGGUGUAUUCCGUCGUACAUGCGAUUCGAAGACAGAUAUUUCUCUACGUUAUUAAACACAUCACCGUCGACGGUGAUUGCUGUAUUCGUUACGUUAUCUUACAACGAGUAAAUUCGGUCGUAUAUAUAUGUAUACAAUGUUCCUUAUUUAGCAAUAAUAAAUAAUAUAAUAAUAACGAUAUAAAAAAAAAAAUUCUGGACGCGUGUUGGAUUCGUGUCAUUACACGUUUCGUUACACACAAUUCGUACGCGAACGAACCGUCUCGCGGCGUGUACUUAUUAUUAGCGUUUAGCUUUUUAUUGUGUGUAUACAAACUGAAUUAUAAUUCGAAAAUCCGUUUUUUUUUUUUUUUUUUCAUGUACUUACUCUUAUUAUAUUACACCGUACCGCUUAACGAGUAGUAUUUACCCGUUAAAAUACUGACAAAGCGGACAGUUUUGUAUUAUUGUUAUAGACAAUGUCUUCUCCGGUCCGAAACGAUUGUUUCGGUUGUGUCGACGACAACGCCGAUUAUUGUCGUUUUGCGGGCACACGAAUCGGAUGUAAACAGCUGCGAAUAAUCAAAUACCGCGGUUAGAAAUUUGAAUACCUUACAAAUAUAAUUACAAUAAUUAUUAUACGUACGUUUAUCGCCCGAGCGGUGUAUUGUUCCAACGGCACUAUGCCAACGGUAAAUUCGAUUUAACUACAAAAAAAAAGAAAAAAGAAAUGUCGACAGUUUGGCAAAAAAUACCGCACAGACGGGUUCCCGAGUAAAAGUGAAUUUCCGACGAAUAGUUUCUAAAAAAAAAAAAAAAAAAUGAAAAAAAACAACUGUAGUUGAACACGUAAAAACAUAACGUCGGUAAAGUUCGAUCGAUUCAGUAUGUAUUUGAAUAUGAAACCUGUAGUGAUGUUAUUUUCUUAACAUUCGGAAAACGUUUUAUUUUUAUUUACAUUAUAGAUUUCUCAAUUUAAAUACCACCUCCCGCAUAAAUAUUAUACAACCUAAUACACUAUAAUAUAACGUAAACGUGACACGUGGUGCGAAAUGAAUUCGGACAUUCCGUGAAAUUAUUGGCCGUGAUUUUCGGGAUUUAGAACGCUUAGUUUGGUUGGAUUCCGAGUUACUCUGUGCUAUCUUCGGCUCCAACUGCUACAGAGGAUGAAAAACACGAGUUCUACGCUUAUAUUAUAAUCUAAUCAGUUUACCGAGCUAUGCGGUUAAUUUUGAUUUUUUUUUUUUUUUUUUUAAUGCAAUAUAACUUAAUAUCGUUGUUUUCAGUAAUAACUACACGAUUCAAAACAAGAAAUUACCUAUAUACACGAAACAGUAUUAUUUUUACGGUUGAUGAUUAAUACCUAUUUAAAGCACGAUAACUCAGAAAUUGAUCGUUCAGAUUUCGUGUACAAUACGUCAACGUUUUCAAAAUAUUAUCUCGUUGAAAAACCAAAGUGGUUAUCGGCACAGGAUACUUCUUAAAUGCCGUGAAAAAUUUAAGUAUGUGGAAAUAUCGUUGUUCGGUGGACUUUAAAAAAAAUUCCAAAAAUUAUAAAUAGAAUUUAUGCAUAGUUUAAAUAUACAAAUGUCGUGAACAUGCUUGAAUCAUUCUGUAUACUAUGCUAUAUCUUAUGUAAACAAUAAUAAUUGUUCUUAAAAUGUAUCGUUAUCCCCCUCAUCCCCGUGACAAAAUCAUUUGACCACCACUUGAUUCUUGUUUUUUUUUUUAAUUAAAAAAAAAAAAGAACCUAUUUUAAUCCUAAGAUCUUAUGUCCUUUUUUGAUAUCGCAUACAUGGAGAUUAGAUUUUUCAAGAGUUUCAGAAAUCAACAAAUAAACUGAUAUUUUUUUAUGAACCAACUAUCAAUACCAACUAUUUUUAUACCAAAAUAAUUUAACAUAUAACAUUAAUAAAGCACUGUCGAGUCGCAACUCAAAAUAACUUAAAAACACAUUAAGAUCUUAAAAUUAAAUUAGGUCUUUUAUCUGUAUUUAAAAAAAAUCAAUUCUAAAUGACUUAUUGUCGAACUUACACUAUUUACAUUGAUUUCAAGCAAUCUUUUUGAUAUUAAAUAUUAAAACGCCGUGCGCCUCCAUUAAAUAUUGACCAAAUGACAUCAAACUUUGAGGUUUUUUUUGUUGUACAGCAAAUGAUGGACUGGCGUCCCUGAGGAAAUUUUGAAAUUGGCAAAAUAAGGACCACUCUAAUGUAUAAUUUAAAUUACCCUUAUAUCUUACAUUUUCCACCUAUAACAGUAGCCUACCCACGGUGCUAAUAACCAUGGCCGGUUUUUUAAGAUUGCUAGUAUUGAAUUACAACGCUAUUGCAGUUUUCUCGGUCGAUUUUUUUUUCUCGUCAUUUCGCCUCGUUAUUAUUAUUUUUAUUUAAUAGCCGCGGUAUGCCGGUGUUAUUUGAUUUUCGAUUGCGGACCAUUAAAUUAUUGUGUUUGAGUAUAAUAAAUUCUACGUUGUUGAAUAUCACAACGUUGGCGUUCUUAUGACCGAAAUGAACGGUACCUAUAUAUUAUUAUGAAAAAAAUCAAUAACACAUCUGUCCGUAUAUUGAAAAAUGCCCGAUGAAAAAUCCUAGUGAAAAAAAUACGACCGAUAUGAUACGGUGGGGAGGGGGAAGGGGAAACACGAAGACGUCGGCUAGCCGAGACGGCCGUGCGGGCGGUCGGCACGCGACCGUUUGCCGUGCGAGUUUUCCGCGCGAUUGUUUUCGUUCGGAAAACAUUUUAUUGAUAACGCGCGAGCGCGCGGAACGGGACAAUUAUAAUUAUUUGGCCGACCAUCGCCGCCGCCGUAUACGCUCUCCGAAAACGACACAAAGGAGAGAGAGCUCACGGAUGAGCUGUUGAUGUGUAGGUAUAUAUGUAUGUUUGUGUGUGUGUGUGUGUGUGUGUGUGUGUGCGUGCGUGUAUAUGUGGAACCAGUUUUUGGUCUUGUACGUGACCAGAGUGACCGGUCUAUGAAUUCCUCGAGAGUCGUAAUAAUAAUAAUAAUAAUGAUAAUAAUAUCGUAGUGAUGAAAAGAGAAAAACGCGCUGUGCAGCAGCGACGAAGAAUCGUCGGCAUCAGUCGUGAUUUUAACCUAAAUUUUGCGACGUCUUCUCUUGUACGGAUAAAAAAAAAAAAAAAAAAAACAAUCGAUCGCGCGCAGUGAAAUUUUCGUCAAGAGCGAAACCGAAAAAUACGCCGAAACUCGCCCCCGCGGACGUUGCGUGUUGCUAUGUGACCAGCGAGUGAGCGAUUCGUCGGGACCCGUCCGCCAAAAUGUAUUUUCGUUUCCGCGGAACGGUGACGAGCGUGCACCCCCUCCGGGGUGCAUUCGAAUCGGUUCCCGUUCGAAACCCGCGGCGUAUCCGCUGCCGGUCGAAUCCCGCCGUUCGCGUGUCGCAAGACACGUCGGGCGCGUGGCAUUUCCCGUCCCGUUCGUGUAGGCUUAGGGCCGCCAACUCAACAACCACUCGGGCUUUACGCUGGAAAUGUUUUCGUAUUUUAUAUCGAUACGUAGACGGUAAGUAUUUCCCACAUGGACCGGACGGGCUGUGUCAAUCGAUUGCGGCGUUCGGGCGACACGCCGACCCGACGUUAUUUCACCGCCCCGAAAACCGUAAAACCCCCUGCGGCGUUACGAUAAAAGUCAAAUAAAAAUUUAAAAACGUACUGCACUGUACUCGCGCGCGUCGCGUUUAUCGUAUCAAUGCAGGUAUUGAACGGAAACCGAUUCGGAUCACCCAUAAAGUACAUGUUUCAAAUAGGAACCGAUCCGGUAACAUCCACUCCCCCGUAUCGCGCCCGUAUCGAUAAAAAAUUAAUACCUAUAAAAACCGCUUAUUCGGGUCUUGGUCGGCCAAUACGGCCGGCGGAUCUACGUGCGCUUACCUUACAAUGCGAAAUUACAAAAUCAACAACAAUACUCGGGGAUUUAUACUGUAGCUAUGUCGUGCUGAGCUUAGGGCAUCGGAAAUUUCUCGAAGCCUAGCGCGUUUAAUUUAACCGCGUUGCUAUUUCAAUAUUAGGCCUAAAUUUUGAAUUGAAACUUUGAGUUACACUUGACGGCGAGCCGAUCCGACGUUCUUCAGUUACCUAUUAUUCGAUAUUACGAUACACUGGUUCAUCGAUUUUAUGUAGCCAUAGCACAGUAGGUGUUUAGGAAUUAUAAUUAUUAUUUUUGUACAAUAACGGAAAGUGAAUUUAAUUUAAUGACAAGUACGAAAAUUAAUUUAAACAUCAUACUCUGUAUAGAUUUCAGUGGUUAUUACGUGAAUAUGUCACACAUUAUUGUGAAAAGCCGUAACGAUUCAAAAAUCAUAAUUGAGGCCAUCGAUUUACAUAUUUUUACUUGGUCUACCGAAAAAUCGCCAAAAAAAAAAUGUUAAAAAUUUAAAUAAAAUCCUAUCGGGUUAAACAAUGAUAGGCUUAUCGGACUGGUAGUUUCUGAGAUUUUGAGAAUUUCACACAUUUAUGUGUAUAUAUGUGAAUAUUUUGAAAUUGUGUAGUUACAAUGAUGUUGUAGUCCGUGACUAUCUUAUGAUUCAUUGUAUAGUUCGUAACUCUCGAAACUUUGAUGAUUAUAAUGUAAUACACGACAAUCGAAUGUUUACACCGCGUUAAAUUUCGAAAGUAUACAACCUUCAAUGAGUUAUAAUAUGAAAAUUAUGAUAAGAAAAGAAGAUGUUUACAUAUAAACGAGUCUAUUAUUACUUGAUGUGUUUUCAUCGUCUCCUAAGGAAUUAGAAUUUAAAAGCGGUUUUUUUAGUUUUUUUUUUUUUUAUUUAUUACGUACCAUCAUUAUUGUGCAGUUUGCUAAAAAUAAUAAACGAUCGUUGUAAACAUUAUAUACGUAUUAGAUUUUAAAAGUAACAUUUAUUUUUUUUCUAAGUAAUACACUUACCUUUUUUGGAUCUAGUCGCGAAUUCGCGAUGAUUAUCUUAUAGUAUGUACUUAAUAGUGUUUAUGGCCGUCGAUCGUUUAUAAAACUACAGUGUAGUAUAUUUUAUCGUACACAGUUUAAUGAAUAUGUUAUCCAUUGUCUGUUGGAUACAUCAAAAACCCCCUCAACAAAAUAUAUUAUUCGAUUUAUAGAUUUAUAAUAUUACGUCCCAGGAACCAAACAUCCAUUUCGCUCGGCCAAAAUAAUUUUAUUCGCAUGUUAUCAAACGAAAACUAAAAACGCCCGAAAACGUCAAAAAUCUACAGAAUAUUUUGAACAUAUUAAUUAGUAGUUUGAAAACAUUUUAUGUUUCUGUUUUUUUUAAAAAUACCAAAAAAAAAAAAAAAAUCGUAAAUAAGAAACCGUUAUUUAUGUACAUUUUCUCGUUUUUUCUAAGUUUUUUCCCGACUAUUAAAAAAACUAAAAAAAAGAUUCACAGACACACACAAAAAAAAAAAAUUAUAAAUGCACACAUUUUAUAGUAAAACCAAGACAUAAUAUCUUACUGCGCUCAGAAUCUAGUUUUAAAACAUCGUCUUUUCUUUUCAAUCAAAUCUACUGUUUACAGUUUUGAUCUUCAACAUUUCUACAGUCCUUUUUUUUUUUGAGAUUUUUUUCUUUAGUUUACUGCAUUUUAUUCACAGUCCUAUUUUAUGAGUAUAUAAAUUUCUAUGUAGAUUUCAUAAUACAAAAUACAUAUGCAUUUUAAAAUCGAAUUUUGUUUACGUUUUUUUUUUUUUUUUUUAAUAACUCAUCCAUUAUCUAGACAUUUCUAAUAAACCGUAAGAGAAAUUUAAAUUUGAAUACCAAAUUUAUUAAAAACUUUUUUUUUUUGUAUAAAAUCAUCGUUCACGUACUGUGAUAUAAUUAUAAUAUCUAUAUAAUAUUUUAACGAUCAGGUCCGGUCGAUUCCAAGGUCGACUAGGCAUUUAGAAGUUUAAGGCCAACUCACACACACAAAUACACUUAUAAAAACACAUAUACACCGACCGACCCGUCAGACGGGCUGCGAUCAACGUCUCCGAAAGAGAAACUCAUUAGAUAUGCGACGGAAUGUGUGUCAGACACACGACUCGUGAUAAUAUUACUUGUGUGUAUAGCAUAAUAUAAUAUAGUUUUUCCGUGCGGGUGUUGCACUCGUAUGCAUAUAAAAAUAGUAUAAAUUUCAAGAAAAGAAAAAAAGUCUAACCUAGGCUGUGGUAUAGUUUGGUCAACUGGUUUUUUAUGUUAUAGAAAACUACGUCGUUGUGUUUUUUCUACGCGUAACCGACGGGACACACAAAAACCGACAAAAAAAAAUAUUCCAAAAUUCAAGAGUGUGCCUCGGCCCUGGUUUUUUUUUACUGUGCAGUGAUACGCAUUUUGCGCAGUGAGAAAAGUAAUUGUGCAGUCAAAAUUAUUAAUUUGUGCAGUACGAAAUAACAAUUUCUCGUUGUUAUUUAUUUUGUAUUAUAAAAUGAUAAUCGCGUAACUCUCCAAUAAAAAUAAAAUUGUUUAAAAAAUGAUUAUUAUGUUUUAGUUUUAUCGUACUUUUUGAUCGAGUUUAGUGUAUUGCAAACAGACAUAUAUAUUUUUUUCACAAUCACGAUAACAUGAUAACAAACUUAUCAACAUUUUUUAAAUUUUUGAUAAACGUUUUUAUUUUUUAAGUUUACUUGAAUACUCAAUGAUUUACAGUCAGCUUUCAUACUCCAUAGAAUGUUUCUAUUUAAACAAUUGUAUAAUAUAUAAGAUAUUGUAAACAAAAUGAUAACAGAUAAUUGGUUAUUAUAAUUGUUUUACGAAUCAUUGUUCACUAACUCACAAAAUAUUAGUAAGAAAAACCUUGCCUCGGACAAUAAAGAAAUUUAAAUAUAAAAAUUCGACUUUUGCAUGAUGUUUUCGGAGCUAUCAGCCCGAGUUCAACAUUCAGAUCUCUCUUUCGUACUAUUUACGGUCCAAGAUGGUUAUGGUAUUGUCAUUUGUUCUUGGUUUUAUACAUUAAAAAAAAAAAAAAACUCUUUGGAAUCUGUAGAAACAUGUUUUACUUAAAAUAGCUAUAGAUGGAAAAUCAACAUGUUUAUAUACAUAUAGUAAGUACCGUCUGAAACAAUGUCGGAUUUUCAAUAUUUUUUCCAAGAGGGGUCUUUAAAAGUAUAUGUAUUUCAAAGGCCUACUAUAAUUAGUAUGUUUUUUUUAGACGACGACAUUUUAUUGAAAUUAUAUCGGUGUCUAUCUUAUUUAUUCUGUUGUUUUUUUUUUUUUUUUUUUUUUUUUUGUGAAGGUCUUAUUUCUGAAACGUAUAGCACCACAAAUACUAUACUACUCGUAUAUAAUUGAUCAAUGGUUUGGGUUUUUUUUUUCUGAGCGAAAAAGAAAUUAUUCGGACGUAACGUUGCAUGCAGCAGUGCGUGUGCACGCACACCCGAGGAAAUGUUAAACGUAAACCAUCUUACCUACAUAUUAAUUAUACACUUUUCAAAACACAAAAUCAUAUAUAUAUAUAUAUGAUAGACAUUACACCGUAUUAUAAUAUUGUACGCCACUUACCGGAGUGCAGUGGCGCAUGUAUGUAAAAGUGAGAUUUACCCGGGGCGGCGGGGGAGGCGUUUCGACCUAGAUACCCAACAAUAAUAUUGUUAUUGUCGUAUAGUUUACCAAUUACCAACCCUGUAGGUUUUUCCGAUAUCAAUUUGACGUCAAAAACUAAUAAAAUUUAUUAUUGUAUUUACAAAUGGUCAAAUGCCCCUCUAAACUUAUCAGUGUAAACUCAAUGGACUCUUAGUUUUUUUUUUUUGAAUGAUAAUAACCAUAUAGGAAAACAUUGGACAACUAGACAAUAAUAUAGAGUUACGAAAAUCAAGAAUAAUCGAAAAUAAAAAAAUAAUGGUCUUAAUACUAUCAUGUAAAAUCAGUGAGUUAAAUGGAUUUGUUCCCUACAAAAAAAUAACUUUGUCACGCAUUGCUGUGUAUAACGCAUACCUAAAUGCAUGACACGUGUAAAGGUAUACCAGAAUAGAUUUUCCCAUAAAAUACCGUAUACUAUAAUACGUAGGACACCGAAAUAAGUUUCGAUCAUUUUGCUGAUCGAUUAUCUUUUUUCGUUUAGUUAUUAUAUUAUAGGUACGUACGGAUUUAUGUUUGUGCCUUCUUAGAUAAUAUGUUUAGACUGUAGUUUUUAAUAUUUUUUUUUUUUUGUGACUAUCUCAACUGCGUAUUAAAAUAAUUAUAAUUUAUUCAGAUCGUUCGUUUGUGUAUUGUAUAUGUUUCAUAUAGUUCCAAAACCUUUGUUUUUCCAUACGACGUGAGUGCUGUGGGUAUGCUAUACACGGUACAUUGUACAUUGUCACGAAUUCGUUCGUCGAAAAACCAAAGGAGUUGCAAAACAUUAUACUGAAUUUAACGAGUCAUAGGGAACGCGUACCUAGUAUUAAUAUAAUUUAUGAAGUCAUCGUAAUGAAUAUCGACCCACACGAGACUGCAGUGGAACAUCCGUAUUUACGUGUUUCGCCGCCGUCCACUUUACUGCUACACAGAAAUUGUUUCAAGAGAAAACUUAUAACACGUCGAUUUUAUUACGUACGAAUCACGAACGUCGAUUUCUAAUUGAAAAUCACAAACGCAACACUAUAUUAUAGGUUUCGGGUAUCGGAUAUACGAAACUGUCAUUCAUUCUUUGGUUUGUGUCUUAUACAUAUUAAUUUCGACGAUCCCCAAUCGGCACGUAUAAAAGAGUCGCGCGGCUCGCAUAAUAUUUGUGGGGUGGUGACAUUCCAAAACGCGUUAUCGUCAAAAACCUAAUUGUUCAGAAAGACCGUUAUUUUGUUUUCAUUAGAAUAAUAAUAAUAACUUGCGGAAAUGUUCAGUUAGUUUUCAAAAAUAAAAUACAAAAUAGUCUUUCCAUGAUUGUUAUUUUCCAUGGAUAAUGGUACGUUUGGGAUUAUUUCCAUGCAUUUUUAAACCUAUUCGUCAUGGAAAAAAGUGGUUUGAGAUUAUUUCAGAUAGCACCAAUCGAUUAUUUGCCCCCUAUUUUCGUAACACGCGAAUCGGUGACUAACUCGAUUUUGUAAAUUUUGGCAAUAGCGGGUACGUUUAGGAGUGUCGCCCCAAGUUUUAUAACAGUGCACGCGUUUAAUUAAUGCAAUUAAAUCAAAUACUGAAAAAAAAAAAAAAUCGUAUUAAUGAAAUAAUAUUCGCAGGGUAUUGCGCGCAUCACUUGUAUACGUAAUACACGCGUAUUGAAAUUAUAGUUACAUCACUUACGUCGAUCGAUCGAAUGUGUUUUUUCACGAAGAGUCGAAUCGAAUUAAAAACGAAAGACGAGAUUUUAUACUGUUAUUUGGCCAUUUUUUCAUGCGAUAACGUGAUAUAUAAUAAUAUAUUAAUAUAGCACUGUAGUUGCGGUACCGGUCGUUAAAUAUAUUAUUAUAAAUUAUAAUAUUAUUCACCGAAACCGCUAUUUUCAUAAGAAAGAUUUCGCGGACAGACCGGUCGUUGUAAUUUAAAUGUUUUUUUACAUACAUUUCACCUCGUUUAAAAUUACGGUGGACAUAACAGUAAUGCUAUAAUGUUCUAUAGAGACCAAAAUAAUAUACGAGUAUUUAAAAUCCGGAAUCGACCACUGUGGUUGCAUACUGCGUUCGUAAACUGCACCGUUCAGUGUACACAACAGUACACAAUAAUAAUAAACGAGUACCUAUCCGUGUAAUGUAAUUAAUCGCGCGGUUUACAUCCACAAAGCGUAUCUGCGCGCUUUGAUUAAAAACAUUUUGAGGUUAUCGAAAUCGUAAUAAAUUAUAAUUGAGUAGUUAAAAUAUUAUCAGGUAUAUUUAUUAUGUCGAAAGCACAUAAAAGAAAAAUCGCCUACCUAGUAAAUACUAUGCAAAAUGAUUAGGGAGUAGGGAGAGGAGGGCUACGGUUGAUUUUAAGAUAUCUCUAGUACCUAUCAUCUCACUGAUACACCAUCACCAGUAUAUUGGGUUUUAUCUAGACAAAGAUAUUUUUAUCGUAUCUAAAUAAUCGAGAAAUAAGUUACCAAGGUAAAUAAUUGAAGUGUCUAGAUAAAUGUUUUCAAAUUUAUUAUCUUUAUAUAAAAAAAUUGAAUGUUUGUAUGUUUCUUAUCCGCCUUCUUAAACCGUUCAUCCGAGCGCCAUGAAACUUUGGGAAAUUGUUGAGUAUACUCCCGUGAAGGUUUAUGGCACAGUACAUCUAUGCAAUUCUUCGAUAGCUCAACUAUCACCCACGAAAACCGGAUUUUAGGUACUUUCGGUACGAAUAUAAAAUACAUUUUUUUUAUUUAUGGGUUACUUUGGUAAUAUAAGGAUGCGAGAAUAAAUAUUAUUACUAUCGGAUAUUUUUCAUUGCUUAACAACCAUAUAGCUAAUUUAAUAUAAGUAUGGAAAUAAAAAUAAAGAAAAUGCAUUUUUAAACAUUUAAGGGUAACAACGGUUAACCGCAGUAAUAGUGACAGAGAUUGAAACAAGUAAUCUAGGGGGAAAUCGUUUUUAUUACACAUUUAUUUGGCACGGGCAACGCCGGGCGGGACAACUUGUAAUUUAUAAAACUAAACAAAAAAAAAAAAAUUAGUAAAAUAUUUAAUUUAUGUUAACAUAAUUUAAUAAAUAAUUUAUUAAGUUAUAUCUAAUGAGUCUGGUAAGUUUUUAAUACUUUUAACACUUAGUUUUUUGAAGUUAAUGAUUAUAAUUAUGAUCUAGAAAAAAAAAAUGUCUUAUCAUUUAUCUUUAUACAGAACCUAAAUAAUUAUAUUAUUAUGCAUCUUUUAUUUUCACCUAUACAUUUUCUCUUAUCUUUAUCUAGAUAUUUUAAAAUUUACCUUUAUAAAAUAACACGUAAGAAGGCACUACGGGCUCGAAUUUGGAUAGGAACCUGCAACCUACCAAUUAUUUCUAUUGAGGCGGAGGGAAGUAUCUUUUUACAAAUAAAUGAUAUUAUCAAAUACGUGUAUUAUGAACUCAGAUACAUUCAAUGUUAUAAAUUUAAUUUUUAAAAUCGAAUAUCAAACAAUAUUAAUUUCUAAACUAAUUCAGUAUCAUUAUCGUCCAGUCUAAAAUUUUGAUCAUUAUUGUAUUUUCUGUAUUCCACUAUAAUUACUUUGUAUGAUAAUAAAUAAUUUAACGGCCAUCUCAUUGGCCAUCUUCUUAUAUUUGUCCGAUUCGAGCAGCGUACACGUGCGUCCGUCGUCUCGGUUUUAUAGACGCGUGAAAUAGUAAAUUUACAUUCGGCAGAACCGACGUUAUACUUUUAGUUUUUAAUAUUCGAGCGCAUUGACCUAUCCCUAAACUUAAAAGCAACGACAUUGUUUUAUGCUUGUGUGCGUUGGCAUUUUCGUUAUUUUAACGUCCGAGCGAUACACGAAAACGUUCAAAACUACGAUAUUUCACACAGUCGUAUUUCGCACGGAAGGGCCCAGAAAAAAAAAUCCGUGUACAAACGCGAACCGUGUCCCGCCCUUAAAGUUGCAUUAUAGGUCAAUAAUUCAUUCGAAUGUGAAAUGAAAAUAUCGGUACGGUUAGGUUAGGUUAGGUUAGGUUAGGUUAGGUUAGGUUAGGUUUAUUAUUUUGCCGCGCCAAUUAUAACGGCCGUUGGUCACAGCGAAACACGGGAUAUUAUGUUAUUAAUCGACAUUUGUCCGCACAGAUAUCCGGCGAAAUACGGCCAGAACGCGGUGUCCAGCACGAAACUGCAAACGGGCAACUAUUACACCAAGGACAAGACCGAAGACUUCAAAGUUUUCCACAACAUACCGGCCAGCUCGCACCUGUUGGCCAACUACGACCCGUUCUACAGCCCGCUGCUGUCCAGGAUCGACACCGUGUUCAAACAACUGGGCUACGUCACGGAACCGUGCCGCGAACGGCUGGUCUGCCAGAUGUACAGGAAUCCGGCCAAGUUCGCGCCGUACAGCAACCUGGUGUCCGCGCAAUUGAGCAGGUCGGUCGCGACAGUUAUUUACAACGCGGUACCGCCGUUAUUACGGUAUUGCGGGAACGCGAUAUUUUUAAAACGCUAUACGAAAUACUUUUCCGCGCGACCUGAUCGAAUUAAUACUUUCCGAGAUUCGCUAUCUCGGAAAGUAUUAAUUAAAUUUUUUUCGGAAUUUGUUUUUCGGACAAAAAAAAAUGAUACAUUCUCGUUAUUUUCGGUGGCAAUACCGCCACUGUCCACUUUCGACGAAGUCUCGGUUCGGUACAUUUCGGUGUUGACGUUUUUAAUUUUCGUCGACCCGUCGACGAGAUAUUAUUUCACAAACGAAAUCGGGCGUCGCGUGACAAUUCGGUAUAAGCUAAUAGUUCCGAAUAUUGACGAAACCGUCAAUUUAACUUAUUAAAAUAAACGCGUUUGUUUAACCGGUGCGUCAUUCAAGAAGAUUUAAAAACUAAAUUGCACAGUUCAUCUACCUGCCCGAGUACCCAUUAGCAGUAUGGGUUCAUUAUAUUUUCUUUGCUUUUGACCCGUCGACAUUUAAUGCCGUUUAACAAAUCUAAACCUCUCGCGAUGCGUGAUCUGCCGUCAUUUCAGUUAUCGUUGCCGGCGUUUCGACCGUAUCCCACAACAACAACAACAACAACAAUAAUAAUAAAUUCGAUUUAUCCCGGGCGCGUGCUGGGCGGCGGCGUUACUUUCACUCGGUCCGGCAACGGCGGCGGCGUAAUCACGUGCCAAUUAUUAUUGUUAUUAUUAUUAUUAUUAUUAUUAUUAUUAUUGUCUUGUCGGGGCGGCGCUACCGCGGACGACCACCGCGUUACCAUAAUCGCGAACAUAACCUACAUGUAGGUCACAUCGUCACAGUGAUUACUUACGAGAACGAGUAUCUCAUUAAGAAGCUCGUCUCGGCGCAUAAUGAUAUUAUUGUUAUUAGUAUUUACCAUUAUAUUAAUUGAUGUGCGUUUCUGCCGUGUGUAUACCCGUAAGUACAGGCACCCACCGGACAAUAUUGUUUUCCAUUUCGAUUAGAAAAAAAAAAAAAAACCAUGACUCUUAAAAAAUGUCAUACAAUAUGAGCUCUCCCGACGACGACGACCUCUCGUACUCGUACUCGUAGCUAUACACCAUCAAUAUACACGAGGCUAUAAUAUCAUUAUAGAUUAACAAUAGACCGAUCGUAAAUUCGUCGAUAUACGUUGUCGUAGUAGUCGGUUAUGAUUAAUUUUAUUGAUGCGAGCGAUGCGCAUAGGAUCUAUAGUAUUUUGAUCGAUCGACCGGAGCAUGCGCAAAGUGAUUUAAAAGAAUGUCGAUUGUGAGAUCGGAGGAUUAUUAUAUCUAAUAUUAUCGAAACACGCGCGUAGAAUCGCGAAUCGACGAAAACCGCAAUAACAUACCCGGGCGUUUAUAACGGAUACACAUAAUUAAUAUGCCCGUUAGGUUCGCUAUUCAUAGAUUAAGUUAGGUCGCCUAAAGUGCUUGGAGCGGCGGCGGCUGCGGACGAACGGUCUCCUAAUAUUAUAAUAGAUCCAUUAUUAUUUAUUUGUUUCGUCAAUCCUAGGCGUAACCCUCAAUUUAUAAUUAUACUUCGUAGGAGGAACCGUCGACCGUCUUUAUUUGUGCUACCAAGGUAUUUUUUUUUCCAAGUUUGCAAAAACUUAAAGAAUUCGGUACAAAAAUGUGAUAAGAAAAAAAAAAAUGUUAAUACUGUUGAUGGAUGCGCGUCUUCCCACAUCGCCGAAUCCCAUUUUGCAAAUAAACCGGUUUUAUAAGAUAUUAAAAAUCUUCCUAUUUCGCCGACAAACAAAUCGGUUAUACUACUAUUUUGAAAUGAAAUAUCAAAUAAAUUCAUCACUCAAAAUUUCAAAUAUAAAAGUACAUUUACGUAUAGAUUACUCUUCUCUGCAUAAUUAAUAACGCUGAUGAUACAAUUAAUUGUUCUUAUUAUAAUUUUAAAAAAAAAUUCAAUGUUAAAAAUAUAAAUUUAUUUUUGUGUUAUAAUACAAUAGAUAAUCACGUGGAGAUAAUAUAAAAAUCACUUUUUGUUGAAUGUAUUGUUAUGUAGAAUAGGUAAUACUCAUCUAAAUAAAAACAAUUUUGAAUUAAUAAUUAUAUUGGUAACGUCCGUUCAAUAAUAAUAAAAAUCUAUUAAUAAUAAUAGUAAUUAAAAAUUGUUUUAAUUGCGUAAAUACUGAGUGAUUUAAAAAAGUAGGACAGUAAUUCCGAAUGCUUGUCUCGCUUCAGCUACCUUUAUAAAUAUUAGUAUUUUAAACAUAUUAAUAAAAAAAAUUUUUUUAAAUUUUAAUACUUUCCUAAAACUGAAUAAAAUCAUCACGUAUCACCGUUGUUAUAUGACAGUUUUAAAUUUUUUUCAUAAAUUAUUUUGUUUUUUGGAUCACUGGGAAAUUCGAUUAAAAAUAGUUCAUCAAAUUAAUGACACGUAGCGAGGGAUCUUGGUUUUACUAUGAUGUAGGUUUUUUUUUCAGAUUAAAAAAUUUACAAUAAUAAUUAUUUUAUACUUUCAAUUUUGUUUAUUUUGUUGUGAUCAUUCAGUCAAAAAUAUUCGUAACCUUGACAUUUCGACAAAACAAAUUUUAUUUUAUUUUUCUUAACGUGGUAAAUUGUUGAGGUAUUUAUAGACAUUUUAAUUUUGCGAGUUUUUUUAUAUUAUUUUUAUUUGUCAGGAACUAUGUAGAUAAAAUUAUUAGCCUAAAUAAAAAUUCUUGAAAAUUAUAAGUGUUUAAAAACCAAAUUUUAACGAACAUCGUAAAUAUUACAGCCUUUCAAAAUAUUUCUAACCGAACUUUGCUCCGAAUUGUUUUUCGUUAGCAAUGAUUAAUCGUUGGUUACAGGUAUAAAUUAAAUAAAUGUAUGCAUCCCACCUUCCCAACUACCUUAACUCCUAAAAUGGUAGCACAUCCAUUCCCAGUCUCAGCUUUUUUAAAAUUUUAAGUUCAAUGUUGAUUUAAUCGAUGUUUUGUUAUGUGAAGUUCUAAAAAAAAGGUUUAACUUUCCAACCCAGGCACGUAACCAGAAAAUGUCUAGUAUGGUGGCCAACAACUUUGGGCCUUUUCAUCAUUGUUUUCUUCUCCCUAAUAGUAUCCCUUAGGCGGUAUCCCAUAUCAAGAAACUGACUAAUUUAAAAAUUAAACCUUUGGUUGGUUAAAAAUCAAUUUUUUUCGUAUCAAAUAUACCAAUAAUUGGUUAAUAAUUACAGAAUUACAAAUAAUCAUUAGAAACUAUAAUUUUUUAAAAAAAAAACAAUAUUUCCAUUAUAGAGAUACAUUUUUCAUGAUGUAAAUAAUACAUUUUUUUAGAUCAUAGGUUGAUUUAAUUUUUCAACUUUUAAGCUAUUAAGAGAAAUUAAUUCACAUCUUAAUACUAAUAAAAACUAAGUGAUAAACGAUUUUUAAAUUAAAUUAAAUUUAUAAACAAUGACAAAUGGAGUUAAAAAAGUACAAAUACAAGUAAAAAAUAAUAGAUAUAACCUCGCAUGAUAGGUGGGCUACUGUUAAAGAUGAAAAGUUAGAAAGUUAACAUAAAGUGGGGAAUUUAGUUUAUAACUAUUCGCAACGAUUAAUUAAUGCUAUCGAAAAAGGUUCUGAGCGGAGUUCGUUUUUACAUGUUUUAAAGACCGUAAUAUUUAUGAUUUUAAAUUUAAAUUCUUAUAAUAAAAAAAAUGUAUUACAUUCAAUUUUUUUUUUUUUUUUUGACUACAAAGUUCCACUUAUAAUAUAUACCGUUUGGAAAACAAGGAAAUGGGUACAAUAUUAAACAAAUAUUAUUAAAGAAAAUAUUUAAUACAUAUCUAAUUAUUUUUAUAUUAUAUGACGUAUAAUUUAUAUUGUUGAAAAAGCAACACUAUCAACCGAUUUCCGCUCAAAAUCGUUUUUUCUUUAGCAAUUGUUAAUUGUUGUUUACAGAAUUACAUUCAAUUUCGGCUCUACUACCUUCCCAACUUUCCACCUAUAACAGUGGCUGCACCUGUCCCCAUUAUCCUAGGACAAGUAUUUAUACACGCAUAAAAACUUACAAAAUACUUCCAAAAAAAGGCUGAUAUGCUUACUAUUAUUCACUUUUUAUCUAUCAUUUUACAUUUAAAAUUACAAUUAAAAUUGAGUGUAUUUACUAUUUAUAUUAAAUUGUAACAAUAAAGACUAAAAUGAUGUUAUAUAUUUUUUUUUUAAUGGGAUUAUGUUAUAAGAACUGAGAAAGUCACUAUUAUACCAAUGUUUUUACGUUACAAAUAAUUGUUUAAUUUAAUUUAGUAGGUAAUUAAUACAGUACUAUUUUUUAUAAUAAUUUAUUCAAACAUUUAUCCAUGUGUAAACAUGCUAAUUGUAACUAUCAAGAAAAAACUUAUUUCGACUAAAAUAAUAAUUAUUAACAGUAAUCAUAUUAACAACAGAUUAACGUUGUCGGUAGGUAAUAUUAUGUGAUCGAAAUAAAUAUAUAGGACUGGAAAAUAAACUUAAACUAGUUUUCAGUCGGACACCACGUUAGUCCAUGCACGUUUUUGUCAUUUCGAUAAAUAAGGAGGCUAAAUGUGAAAGUUUGAUAACACAACAUUCGUCACUUAAGCCAAAUACCUAAUCAUCUAGUAUAUACAAGUAUAAUAUUAGCCGAAGUGAAUUAUUAUUUGUAGAAAUUAUUAUUCUAAAUAUAAUUUCUCCGACGACACAAAUUGCGCAGCGUACGUAUCAAAUCAAAUAUAAAUAUACAAUUUUAGAUUUGAGUGUAGGUGUUUAAUAAAACGCGAGUGUGCAAAGUAUGAAAACACAAGAAUAUAUGUGUUUGAAUAUAAGGCGUCCGCGGAUCCGUUUUUUAACGUUUUUUUCUUCUUUUACUAACGUACAUACAUUAUUGUAUUAUUAGUGAUUUAAUAGUUUUUCAUCGACUCGAUAAUUAAUAAUAUGCGGCAUUACAAUACAAAGUAUGUCUGCACGAUUUGACAAUUAUUUUUGCAAUCGUCAAAUCCUCUAGAUACAUCCUGUAUAAUCCAUCUCGUGUCACGUACGCACAAUAUGCGACAAUCACGUAUCUAGUUGUAGAUCUCGAAAAGUAUAAUAUAUAGAUUCAGGCAUACGUAGUCUGUAAACAAACAAUAAUAUCAGUUAUACUAGUGACAUUUUUUCAAAAAUACUAGCACGUAAUACGUCAUUGGUAUACGCGUCUUAACUUAGUAUACAUUUGUCGCAAACUGAAAUGAUUUCAACAUAAUAAUAUACUCGUAUAUCAAGUAGAGCGAUUAUUAAACAAACAUCACAAUGUAGGUUUAUCGGUUAAAACAUUUUUUUUUUACACCUAUCAUCGCGGAUUUAGAACAAAAUAUUCGUACAUUUCAAUUUUUUAUUCAACUCACAAAAUGAAAUUGUGUCUAGAAAAUAUUUAUUUCUCACUAACUAUAUAUAUAAGAAUAUAUAUCGCGUGGAAAUAAAACUGACCCGUCCUCUAAUAAAACGAUGAGUAAUAUUAUGCGGUUUUCCAGGGAGCUGAACGAACUACGAAAACCCUCGUCAGAAAACCCGGAGAUAUUACGGUUUUUCAAGUACAUGAAAGCCGCCAAAGACGGCCAAGAUAAUCAAGAAUGCGAGAUGGUCUUCUCGGCGUGCGUGUCGCAAAGGUCGCCGGACGACUCGGUGCCCAUGGUAACCACGUACAACGAGAUCAACAAACUAGUGCAUGCCAGGAAUGCCAAGAGACUGCUGCAGUCGGAGGUGGAGGAGACGGAGAAAUUGUCAAAAGUCGCCCAAGUCAAGUCCGCGGAAACAACGGCCGUCGGCGGCGAGUCCACGGGAUCGACAUGAAAGUAAGUGGCUAAGCUGAGGCUGAGAUUAAGGAUAGCGAUUGGGCUAAGACUGAAUAUUUUUCGAGGUGUAUUUAAACGUGUCACUGCAUACUUGAAGUACAAUACAACUUGUUUUCCAUCGAACUCCACCAACUGUCUAGCAAUAUCGAUUAUAAUUUUAUUGAUGACUGCGUUUUGUCGGUUUUAUUUCAUGUGUAGUUCUGCACGGCACGUACUAAGCACUACAUACCUAAAUGUAUUAAUAACUGUUGAAAUUCGCUUUAACAAAACCUAACAAUUGUCUAACAAGUUCGAAUAAAAUUUAUUAGAGCGGGUGUUUUGCAGUGUUUGUAGUGUAGGUACGAUUGCGCAGUAAUAUAAAAUAUUUUUUUUUAUUUUAGUAAACUUAUUACUAGAAAAUGAAUAUUUUCAAGUCGAUAUAAAUUUCAAUUAAAAUGUUUCGUUAAAAUUGCCUAUACACGACCCCUAAAAAUACUGGGCGUGGAACACUUCGUCGACAACUUCUCUAUUACUACAAACUUUUUCCGGUAGGCAGGUAUAUAAUAUAAUAUCAUUAAUAGCGAUUCUCUUUUGGUUUUUUUCUUUUUUCAGGUGAAUACCACAAAUACGAUAUAGAUAAAUUAUUUUUUUUCCGCGACGCGACGUACGCAUUCAAAGUCAUUAGAAAAAUUAGUGCGACGAUCAUAACACGUCUCGUCCACAGCUCAAGUCUAGUUUUUAGUUGUAUUUAUGCGGUCAGAUUAUAGUAUUAUAGUGAACAGUUGCGUUUGAACGUGAAAAUUCAAAUUAUUAUAUUAUGUAUGUAUAUUAUGUAUUAUGUAUUAGGUGUAGAUUUAAUUUAUUAUUUACAGAUCGCCACUUGUUGGCUAUAAAAUAUUACGACAAUACACACGCGCGCCCCAUUGGCGGAUAUCAAAUUCCCACAUAACUAAUUCAAUGAUACAAACUAUUCGUGGUUAUUAACAACGUUUUAAAAAUAUCACUUUUAUUUUGUACGGUAUGUACCUGCCGUAUAAUUGUCAUAUAACCACAUAGCGAUUUACAUUUCUAAACUAGGUAUAGGAUUUGAGAGAAAAACAACGUAUUUUUCUAAAAAUUUCGUGACAUAUCGUUAUAACAAUAGUCGAGGGGAAAGUAUUUUUCUGCAAUAUAAUGUUUAUCGUGUUUGUAAAACAAGAUCAUUAAACUAAACGAUUCUAAUGUAUGGUGCAAUAAGGAAUGCUAUAAUUACAAAUCACUGAAAAUCUUUGUACAUAAAUGAUCAUCGGUCCGUCAUAAAAAUGUACACCUGUGUGUAUCCAGAGGCGCGGAUCGAGAGAUCACAAAUGGGGAUCAGCUAAAUCGAGCUAUGUUUUUAACCUCUGCCUAUGUAUUUAUUUAUUGCAAUUUAAAUAACAAAAAGUUAUGUAAUUCGAUCGUUUUAUUUUGUAUUUAACCGGUUUUCCAUUUUCAUUCAUCCAGGCUUUUUUUAAUACAUUUAAUAAUAUAUUUGACGAGAAUGUAUUAAUUAUAAUUAUUAACGAUAACGUGUUUUCGAACCCGCCUAAUGCAUCAGUUUUUAGCUGCUGAACUACAUUAACAAAGAUACGCAAUCGCCAAUUGGUUAAGUACAUCGGAUAUUGAUGUUAGAACUUAUUCGUGUAACGAUAAGUGAUGAUAUUUUGAAAAUUCUUUUUUUGUUAUUAAAAGUCUAAUAAAUAGUUUAAAUACUUAACGGGAUUAUUUUUUACGACUUGGACAAAGUUGGAAGAGAGGACUUAAGUCUCUUAGCUCCCCCCCCCCUUCCUUGGAUCCGUGCCUGUGAAUAUAUUCAUAAAUUAAGUUAAACCUAUUAACUUAUUGCAAUGUUCAUCUCUCUUCGCCUCUGAAAUUUACCUCCAAGUGUAUCCGCCAAAACGGAAACGUGUUUAUUGAUUAUAAUAUUUUAUUUGUCCUCGUCGUCACCACGUGAACAUAACAUUUCGAUAAUUUGUCGUCUGUGUUUUCGGCCGUCAAAAUAUUUAUGUUUUUUUUUUUUUUUUACAAAGUCAACAAUCAAAUUAUAUAGUCGUCGACAGAUUCAUUGAAUUUUAUGUUUUCGACGACAGUAUAGCUAGCUGAAUUAUUAUUUUCCCUUUUAUUCAUCAUAUCCCGAGUUCCAAACUCAGCGUGUCCAUAUAUAUUUAUUUAUUUACUUAUUUAUUUAUUUAUUUAUUUAUUUAUUUAUUUAUUUAUUUAUUUAUUUAUAAGUUCAACUUAAAUAUUAUUGUAGCUCGUUUCUAACAACGUCUUAUACAAUACCUUCAAACAUUACUUAAAUACAUUAUUUUCAUAUAGUUAUAGUUCAAUAUUGUGUUAGUUUUUCUAAAGAACUUUACUAUUAGAAAUCACUACUUUUAGCAUAAUAUUUUUAUUUUAUUUUGUUAAUGAUGUGCAAAACGAGUAGGUAGUCGAAUUUACAGACUGCAACAUUACUUCUCGGUAUAAUUUAACCAUUCUUCAUUAAUAGUUUACAUUAUGUAAAUUUAUAACUAAUUGAUCACCGUAUUACUUUUGAACGUCUUCGAAUACCACAUUCGUCGCAAAUAACCCUCAUCACGGAUGAAUGUAAUAUAACAACAUAAUAAUAUAAUCAUUGCUCCGUAUUGUACUUAAAUUACAUACCUGCGUACAUAUGAAAUUAAUUAUUAGUCAUAUUGCCUAUGCCAGAUGAUCCAUUUGUAUAGUGCUUUGUAUAGACAUAAUAUUUUGUUUACAUGAUAUAACGAAGAUUUUUUUUUUGUACUAUUUAAAGGCUAUUAAAAAAUUUUGCGAGACAAGUGGACACUAUUUCAAUUCCAAAUUUGUAUUAUACCGUCAGUAGUAACAUUGAUAUUCGAAAACAUUACAUUUUUCUUAUGUGUAUUAAUUCAAUAACGAUAUCCGGUGUUCGCACAAAGCAAAACAUAAACAUUUUUACGGAAAAAAAUGUUUUUAUUCCGAAUAUGAAUAGUACGAAUUUGACAGCAAGGGUAAGCAGGUAACUGGAUAUUAUGAAAUACAAUUGGUUUUGCGAAAAAGUGCAGUAUUAAAAAUAUUAAACUAUAAAAAAAUCUAAAAACACGCAAAGUUAAACCGUGAAAAAAUAAUAAGUUUAUCGAUGUUAAACGGAUCAUCUAGUAUACGGUUACUAUAAUUAUGGGUAUAAUUAUUAUUUUAUAUAAUGACCAUAGAAUAAUACUGCGUAAACUCCAAAAUAAUUGUAUGUAUUUACUACCUAUAUAGCCAUACAGAUAAUAUGUAGCUAAAAUAUUCUAUGAUAAAUAAUUGUACCUUGUUAUAGGUAAUCAUUUUCAAAUACACCAUAUAUUAAUUAUUGUUAUUAUUAGUAGUAAAAGUAGUAUUAGUAGUUAGGAAUUUUGUGUAAUUAUUAAUUUGUGCACUAAUCAAACACAGUUGAUUAUAUAGGUAAAUAUUACGUAUAUUAUUAUCAUAUAUAUAUAUUUAUUUAGAUAUAUAUUUAUAUUGUAAUCGAAUUUAAAAUUGUAUUGUUUUUUUUUUUUCCUUUAUAUAUAUAUACUCUUUAAAGUCAAAAAAUUGAUCAUCAAUCGCGAAAGAAUGGUUUAUGACUUUUGCAAAACCAAAUUUAACAAUAUUUUAAUAAUAAAGGUUGAAUAAUAAUAAUAUCAAUACGGUCAGUUUUAUGAUUUCGUUUUCUUCCCAGACACAAUGCGUGUCCCCCAAUCGUAUCCAAUCGUCCGCGAUCGUAACGAUACUGAAUAAAAAAUGUACCUAGCUAUAUCAGUAUUUUUAACAAACUAGAUUCAACUUUGUUCUGUUCUAUGGAAUUGAACAUUAUUUCAGUUGUAACCGUUAGUAAUUGUGUACUAUUUCCAGUUUUCAACUUCUUCCGAAACCAGGAUUUAGUGUUCAAUCCCUGCCAAUUACUGAAUCG